Messenger RNA from Anarrhichthys ocellatus (wolf-eel), 738 nucleotides. RefSeq names its product ring finger protein 7 (gene rnf7). NCBI's taxonomy places the organism in Eukaryota, Metazoa, Chordata, Actinopteri, Perciformes, Anarhichadidae. The transcript has 3 exons. Gene Ontology annotation, molecular function: zinc ion binding. The coding region runs from base 46 to 378 and encodes 110 amino acids. The record is from RefSeq and is a predicted model, not a curated record.
AGCUAACGUCACAUUAGCUAGUUAGCUGACGAUACUGCAGCAGAGAUGGAUGACGGUGACGAGCCGGCGAUAGUCCUCUCGCACAACACUUCUUCAGGCUCUAAGUCCGGCGGGGACAAGAUGUUUUCCCUUAAGAAGUGGAACGCAGUGGCUAUGUGGAGCUGGGACGUGGAGUGUGAUACGUGUGCCAUUUGUCGGGUACAAGUGAUGGACGCUUGUCUGCGGUGCCAGGCGGAAAACAAACAGGAGGACUGUGUUGUUGUAUGGGGGGAGUGCAACCACUCCUUCCAUAACUGCUGCAUGUCCCUUUGGGUGAAGCAGAACAACCGCUGCCCCCUCUGCCAGCAGGACUGGGUGGUUCAGAGAAUCGGCAAAUAAGCUCCAAAGUCCAGACGGCCUGAGUCUCAAACGACACCUGUGUGCACCCAAAAGUGGUGACAGACCUGACAAUGAUCACUGGAGCGUCCUGUGCAGCCACUGACACCGACAACUGUCGUCCUACUUAUGAAUGCAUGUUCCAGUAGUCCUGAUGUCUAAGGAGGACGGUGGACUAAAUUAAAGCAGACUUGUUGGCCACUGAAUGGUUGAUGUGUCUGGAGGUAUCAUGGAGAGAAGGAUGAACCUCGUUACGGUGUUUGGUCACAUGUUAGCUUGACGUUUUUGUCCGUGGUGGUGUUCAGCACAGCUUGAAUAUGUGACUUUCUUUUUAAAAAAUAAAGAACUGUAUAUAGCUGUAAA